AAAGGUAGCAAAAAAGGGGAGGGGAGUAUAUCAAGGACCGUGGACAUUAUUUCUUGCAGACAAUUGUCUGCUUUUGUUUAAUCACACCGGUGGUUCGAUAAAAGGAUCGCCUGAUGCCAAAUGAGAGAGGUGAAUGGCUAACUUCGUGUAAGAUGGGUUUUACUUGAUUUGAUCGCUGGAUGGCGCCAAGAUCACACGACAGAGUCUGCGCAGUCAGCCCACGUGUUGGGAGCUUCCUUGUUGAAGCGUUGUCUUCGUCAACAAGCUGAACGAGCUGGUUUGAAGUGUUUCUAAACUAUGGAUGAGUUACCUGCGGACCUAAGAGAGUUCCUCCUGAAUCACCCCUUUCUUCAGCUCACAGGCGGUAAAAAGAUCAAAUGUACUCUAAAUGGGCACGAGAUUCCCUGCAAAUUGGCCGAGCUGCAGAAGUUCACUGAGGGGAAGAAAUAUGAGAAACUGAGUGCUGCAGCAGAGUUCAACUACAGCCAGUAUGAGCCGCACAUCGUGCCAAGCACAAAGCAACCGAAUCAGCUCUUCUGUAAGCUGACCCUUCGGCAUCUCAACCGGCAGCCGCACCACGUCUUAAGGCACGUCAACGGAAAACGCUUCAAGAAAGCCCUCUCUAAAUAUGAAGAAUGUGUGAAGCAGGGGAUUGAAUUCGUUCCAACCAGACUGACGCAGAAAAGGCCCAGAAACACUGAAGAGGAGGGCGGUCGAGGAAACCCUUCCAAGCAUUCAAGCAGCACGUGGGAACCCUCAUCCAGUGAUGACGGUCAUAGUGACUCUGAGGACAGCAUGAGCGACCUCUACCCCCCCUCCAUAUUCACAUUGAAAAACCAAGCAGAAGAAAGUAUGGAGGACGGAAGGAAAGAGGAGGAAGAUGACUUUCAGACAGAUGAGGAUGAAGAAAUGGAGGUUGAAAAACAGGCGGUGCAGAAACGCAAAAAGGCUCAGGGUGGUGGAUUUCACAAGAAACAAAGAAAUAACAGCUGGAGAUCAAGCAAAAUGAAAAAGAAACACAGAAAAGCCCAAAAUGGAAAGUAAAAUCCAAACCCCCAUAUGAAGAGUAUUUUUAUAUACCCUGCCACGACAUCUAGUUUGGAGUGUUAUUCCUGUGUCAGAAUCAGCCUGUGACCCUUCAACAUCUAUUACGCGAGGAUGUUUUUGGUUCCUGAGUUCCACUGGUCCAACAAAGGCUGAUUUACAUGACGCAUAGAAAAUGUGUUUAAAAGUUCCUUUGGACUGGAUAAGGUGUGUUUUCUGGUUUGCGUUCAACUGCACUAGUGUAAAAUAUAACUCGGUUUGAAUUUGCAAGAACUGUCUGUCUUUUUUUUUAAAAACAUUUACUCCAAUUUUUAACCUAAAAAAUGCUUCAAAUUAUUCUGUUAGGUUUCCAACUUGAUAUCAUAUGACAAACUUCAGCAGCUACACACAACACAUCUGCAUCUUUUCCACGAGAACGGAGAUUUAUCUGACCAUCGAGAUCUGAUUUUACUGGUUGUUGUGCACUGAGGAUGCAAACUUUUCUUCAACACAGAUUUGCAGCUAAAGAUGGAAAAUGAAACAUUUCCGCUCACAGUUUUUUUAUAUGACUUUUAAGGAAGCGAGAACAGAUCUUGUUCUAGUGCUGCAAUAAGCUUCACCAAUGAUGGACUGUUGUUGCUCUAUAUGGAGCACCACAAUAAGCUUUAAUCCAUCUCAUUUAAUGUACAGUUUAGUUUUAGAGUUUUUACAAAAUUUAACAGCAAAGAAUCAGGGGUCUUAUUGCUAAUUUCCCUCUGUACUGUGGUACUGAAGGUUGGGAAUCUGGUUAUCGAUGAGCCACACAGGUGUAUUAUCACCAAGAUGUUGAAAAUUCAUAAUCGUAAGUCUCUUGCAUAUGAUCUCAUUCACCAGGACAGCUGCCUGUCAGCCAUUGUCCGUACAGUGAAAUUCAGAGAACUUGAUUGAAACUGAUUGUUUCUUUAAAUGCUGCCUUUGUUCAGUGGCUGAUGCUAUUGUGAUUUGUCGAAGGCAUGGCUGAUCUGCUGUAAUCUUAGUGUAAAUAAAGUAAUUUGAACCUUA
Molecule: messenger RNA, 2064 nt
Organism: Pundamilia nyererei
Lineage: Eukaryota; Metazoa; Chordata; Actinopteri; Cichliformes; Cichlidae
Gene: surf2
Product: surfeit 2
Exons: 6
Coding region: 298-1044 (248 amino acids)
Source: RefSeq, a predicted model, not a curated record